Molecule: messenger RNA, 1754 nt
Organism: Cetraspora pellucida
Lineage: Eukaryota; Fungi; Glomeromycota; Glomeromycetes; Diversisporales; Gigasporaceae
Source: the annotation of a GenBank genome assembly
UUCUGAUAAGUCUUCUAAAAAAGUCUGAUCUGAUUGGAAUCCCAAUUGGCCUAAAAUUUAUCCAUGGCUUGAAAAAUUCGAAGAUACUAAUGAUACAAUUACAUUGUACUGUACUUGGUGUAGAGAUGCAAGAAAAUCUAAUCAAUUUACUGAAGGACAAUCAACAAACAAAGCUUAUGCAAGGAUUUACUCAACAACUUAGUGUUCAAAAAUUAACAAUUAUUUCAUUAAUGCGAAAUAUAUAUUACCUUUCAAAAAAUAAUCAACCUAUAAACCAAUUUUUUAAUUUAUGUCAAUUAAAUCAUUUACAAACUAUAAACCGAGAACAACUUCAUUUUGAAAUAAAACCUAUUGUAUUAAAAUUGAAUAAUGAAAAUUUUAAUCAAUUUAAUCAAUCUAGAAAUGAAUACACUACUUAUGAAAAUCCAAUUUCUGGAUGCAUAUUUCUUGAAGCAAUAUCAUUUACUAUAGAACAUGAAGUUAUUCAAGAAAUAUUAAAUUCAAAAUAUUGGAGUAUUUUGAUAGAUGAAAGUACUAUAUUUACUAAUAAACAUCUUGCAGUUGUAACAAAGCACUUAUCUGAAAAUAAACCUAUUUUACGUUAUCUUGGAAUAAUUGAAUUAGAGGAUUGUAGUGCUGAAACAAUUACUAUAAAUUUAAAAAGAUUUAUAUUAGCUAAAUUACUUAAUAUUGAAAAUUUGGUUCAUUUUGGAAGUGAUGAUGCAAGUACUAUGCUCAGUCAUCAAAAUGGAGUUGCUGCACGUUUUAAAAAAUAUAAUCCUUUUAUUACUGAGAAUCACUGUAUAGCACAUCAUUUACAUCUUGCAGGUCAAGAUGCUGCUGAAAAAGUAUCAUAUUUUGAAAAAUAUAAAAAGUUAGUAAAAGAAAUUUAUACAUAUUUUAGUAGUUCUUAUAAAAGAUUAUUAACACUAAAAAUGGUACAAAAUACUUUAGAAGAACCUGAAUUAAUGAUAUUAAAUAUUGUAUCUACUCGAUGGCUUUCAUUUUCAAAUGUUAUUUAUAAUUUUUAUCAAAAUUUAGAGUCAAUUAAAGGAGCAUUAUUAGAUGAAGCAGCAAAUAAUAUGCAGGCAGCUAUUUUAUUAGCAGAUAUUGAACAAACUUUUGAAAUUGUAACUAUGUUUUUGGCAGAUUAUUUUUUUAUAAUAGAUAAAUUAAUACGUAUUUUUCAAUCAGACUAUAUUUUAUUUACAGAUAUUAAACAACAUAUUACAAUGGCAUGCAAUGCAUUACAAGCUCAAUUUAUUGGUAACAAUAAUGUUUUACCUACUUAUAGACAAAAUUUACUUAAAUAUAUAGAAGAAAAUAAUCUAGAUACUAGUCAAUUUCCUACCUUUAUCUCUGAAUUUGCAUCUGCCACAAUAACAAGUCUAAAUAAUUGUUUUCCAAAUCGAGAACUUUAUGAAGCUAUAAAAAUAUAUGAUCCAAAACAGUUACCAAUAUCUGAUAAUGAUUUAGCAAACUAUAGUAACGAAGCAAUUAAUAUUUUUAGUAAUUUUUAUAAAACAGAAAAAAUUAUUAAUAAUCAACAAUUUAUACCACUAUUAGAAAAAAAAGAUUUAAUUAAUGAGUGGGGAAUGGUUAAAUUUUUUCUUAAAAAUUAUCAUUCUAUUAAAUUUGUUGAUACAUGGAACCUUAUUUUUUCACAAACUACAUUUAUUUAUGAUUUUCCUACUAUUUCUACUUUAAUUCAAAUUGCUUUGCUUAUUUCUGUUUCUAAUGCAACUGUUGAACAA